CUUAUAUCUUUCAUUGUCGUCAUCAUCAUCUGCAUCUACAUAUAUAUACACACACGCACUCCCUCACACUUCCUCAUAUAUAUCAUGUGUACUUUUCGUCUUAAACAUCUCUCUAUUUUCAUUUCUUUUCUUUGAUUACUUAAGAACAUGACUAAGUCUCUAUCAUUAAACCUCUCUUGUUUAAGAAGCAGACAAAGAUCGUUCAGUUUGCAGCACCUUCAUGUUUCUCUUGGACAUUCAGGUUUUACUUAUGUGGGUAUAUGUAAUAGAAGAUUCAUCUUUUGUUUUAAAAUUAAAGGUUAAUAAGUUGGAGCCUUUGUUCUUCGUGACUAUAUGCAUGCAUUUGGUAAACCUAGGGUUUUGAUUUUUAGAUCUAAUAUAACCCAAACCCCAAUUAACACCUUGAGAUUAUUGGAUACAUACUUGCAUGGUCAAACCCAUUCAUUUCUCAAUUUGUUAAAACUUAAAACCUUCAAUAUAAUGUGUGUUUCUUUCUUUGGGGUUAAUUAAUAUUUCAUUAGGGCAAAGGUCGAAAAGAAAGCGUCAAAGUUUGCUUAAAGAAGAGUAAGGAUAAUGGAGAUAGGGUCGUCAUCCACGGUGGCUGGCGGAGGACAGCUUUCGGUGCCUCCGGGAUUCCGGUUUCAUCCAACGGAGGAGGAGCUUCUUUACUAUUACCUCAAGAAGAAGGUUUCUUAUGAACCAAUUGAUUUAGAUGUAAUUAGAGAAGUUGAUCUCAACAAGCUGGAACCUUGGGAACUUAAAGAGAAAUGCAGAAUCGGGUCGGGUCCUCAAAACGAGUGGUAUUUCUUUAGCCACAAGGACAAGAAAUAUCCGACUGGGACCCGAACGAACCGGGCGACAGCAGCCGGGUUCUGGAAAGCUACUGGUAGAGACAAAUCCAUACAUCUCAACAGCUCCAAGAAGAUUGGACUUCGUAAGACUCUUGUCUUCUACACUGGUCGUGCUCCUCAUGGCCAAAAAACCGAAUGGAUCAUGCACGAAUAUCGCUUGGACGAUAGCGAAAACGAAAUUCAGGAAGAUGGGUGGGUUGUAUGCAGAGUGUUCAAGAAGAAGAAUCAUUUCAGAGGAUUUCACCAAGAACAAGAGCAAGAUCAUCAUCAUCAUCACCAAUACAUAAGCACCAACAAUGAUCAUGAUCACCAUCAUCACAUUGACUCCAAUUCAAACAAUCAUUCUCCUUUGAUCCUACAUCCUCUGGAUCAUCAUCACCACCAUCAUCACAUUGGACGACAAAUCCACAUGCCAUUACAUGAGUUUGCAAACACUCUGAGCCAUGGCUCAAUGCAUCUACCUCAGCUCUUUAGCCCUGACUCAGCUGCAGCGGCGGCUGCCGCAGCAGCAUCAGCCCAACCAUUUGUGUCGCCAAUCAACACUACGGACAUUGAAUGUUCACAGAAUCUACUGAGGUUGACUUCUAACAACAACUAUGGUGGAGACUGGUCGUUUCUGGACAAGCUUCUCACUACAGGCAACAUGAAUCAGCAACAGCAGCAGCAAGUGCAGAACCAUCAAGCAAAAUGUUUUGGUGACUUGAGUAACAACGAUAAUAACGAUCAGGCUGAUCAUUUGGGUAACAACAAUGGUGGUUCUUCUUCAUCUCCAGUUAAUCAAAGGUUUCCGUUUCACUACUUGGGAAACGACGCUAAUCUUCUCAAGUUCCCAAAGUAGAUCAAUCGGAUUUGUUGAAUCUCAUGUUUUUCGAUUUUAUUCUCUCUCUUUUUUAGCUGUGCGAACUUGACACAGCAACCAACUCACAGUUCGAGGAAUCUGUUUGUUUUUUUGUUUUUUAUAAUUCUGUCUUACAUUUACGAUAUUCUGUUCUGUUUCUCCGAAGACUAAUACCUCAUCAUCACAAAGGUGCUUGAAGGUUCAAUUUCGUUUCCAC
Messenger RNA from Arabidopsis thaliana (thale cress), 1906 nucleotides. RefSeq names its product NAC (No Apical Meristem) domain transcriptional regulator superfamily protein (gene SMB). Gene Ontology annotation, cellular component: nucleus. The record is from RefSeq and is marked reviewed. Gene Ontology annotation, molecular function: DNA binding. Gene Ontology annotation, biological process: regulation of DNA-templated transcription. NCBI's taxonomy places the organism in Eukaryota, Viridiplantae, Streptophyta, Magnoliopsida, Brassicales, Brassicaceae. The transcript is spliced from 3 exons. Bases 574 to 1689 code for a protein of 371 amino acids.